Rhizophagus irregularis DAOM 181602=DAOM 197198 is the source of this 534-nucleotide messenger RNA. RefSeq lists its product as uncharacterized. The record is from RefSeq and is a predicted model, not a curated record. Lineage: Eukaryota; Fungi; Glomeromycota; Glomeromycetes; Glomerales; Glomeraceae.
AUGCCUUCUCAUUCUAUACCACUGGUCACUCUAUCAUCUGAACUUGCAAAUUUUGAGAAAGCUAUUUGGUUAUUUUCUCCACUUUGGUGUCUCAUGCAACUUGUUGAUCCUUUUCACCAAUUUAUUUAUACUUGGAUGGAUCUUAAAAAAAUGAACUUGGUUUCUAAAACUGGCAAAACCCCUUUCUGGUUUAUUCAUCUUAUCAACAUACCUGAUUUAUUUUCUUAUUUACUGGCUGUUAGUACGUCUGUACAAUAUCCUUCCUAUUUAUUAAAAUUACAAGACUCUGCCCUUGCUACUAUUGACGAGCACUUUCAUCUUGAAGCCCGCAAUCAGUAUUAUUGGAUCGUGGAAUUAGAUGGUGCUAAUUCUAUGAUUUUUGGACGUGUGUUUUACACUGUUAAUAUUUAUAGCACUCGGAUUGUCUAUUUCUCGCAUUGGAUUAACUCUUCUUCUAAUUGGCCCUUUAUAACUCCUUGUCAAGAUUGUUCCUUGCAUGACGAAUCGUUAGUAAAUGGUCUUCUCCAAGUGUGA